Molecule: messenger RNA, 1399 nt
Organism: Cuscuta campestris
Lineage: Eukaryota; Viridiplantae; Streptophyta; Magnoliopsida; Solanales; Convolvulaceae
Source: the annotation of a GenBank genome assembly
CUCAUCAUUCUCGAGAAUAUUACUCCGUACUUCUCUGGAGUUUUAUUUGGACACCCUACCGUUAACUUAAGCUCACUUGCCUAAAAAAACCCUAACAUUUCUCUAACUCAAGGAAACAUGAAUUCCCCACCUCCGCUCCCACAUCCGACCCCCCCUCCGGCUGCAGGGCAGCCUCCUGCUGCAGGGCCACCUCCGGCUGAAGGGCAGCCUCCUGCUGCAGAGCCGCCUCCGGCUGCAGGGCCGCCUCCGGCUCCAGGGCUGCCUCCGGCAGGUCUACUACAGGCCCUUCCAGGGCCACCACAGCCCCCUGGUGAUGAGCUGGAUGAAGUCAUUCUAUUCGGCUUUGACGCAAAAAUGAAGGUGACCUCCCUGACCUUGAGUCCAACUCGUAUGAGAUUUGGGUGUACAAAAAAUACACCAAUGCAAAUUUCGAAUUAUCAUACACGACAAGUGGGGCUAUUAACCAAUAUUCUCGACUUAGGUCAACGGGUGAAGUGUUCCUGCUGGAGAAUUUGGCAGGGAAUCUAUCUCCAUCUAGAGAGCACUGCGAUGAGGCAAUGGAAGCCUUCGUUUUUUCCUGAGGUCACUGUACCACAACCAUGAAGUAUCAGCAGAGAGUUUUGAGAAUUUCAAGGAAGCAUUGAAGACACUUUCGAAUGCAUUAAGAGAUUUUUCUCUUUUCUCAGAGGAGGGUUUAAUUCCGUCGCUGGUUGACGUUCGAUUUACCACAUACACUCUCUUGGCUCGUCACAACAUGCAAAAACCGAUGGACCUUAUUGCGAGAUUCUCUAAUCUAGUCGGCCAUACCGAUAGGUUCCUUGCAAAAUUUGUCAAGCCAUGUCCGGUGAGUGUAGAUCACGACUUAAUGAAGUCUUUUUUGGAAGACUACAGCUCAUGGCAUGACUUUACCGAGUUUGCAAGGGGGGGUUAUGGUAAAGUAUAUAAACUUAUAAUAUCUGAAGAGAAUCCUUUGGGUUUACCUCAUGGGAUUUAUGCGUUGAAAACGAAUUUGGACAAUAAAGGACAUGGGGAAAUAUUGAAUGAAAUUGGUUAUCUGGGGAAAUUGAUAUAGCCUAACAUCAUAAGAUUGUGUGCAUCCUCUUACGAUCCUGACAGUGCGUAUCUCAUCAUGCCCUUUCACGGAGUUCAACUCCAGCAACUUGUUGAUGAAAAUAGAUUGAAUUGGAGGCAGACAUUAGUGAUUCUAAAGUCCGUGACGUAUGUGUUUCAUUGCAUCUCAUCACAUGAUGAUCGACGCCGAACGGUUCAUGGUGAUUUCAAACAUAAUAAUGUGUUGGUUGAUGAGGUAAAAAGAUGCUCGUAGUUCUAUAUAAUUUAAUUAAUUGUUUAUGUCAUUAAUUAUGGUGGUUUGACAUGUAGGGCACAAAUACUGUGUUAA